Volvox carteri f. nagariensis is the source of this 10113-nucleotide messenger RNA. RefSeq lists its product as uncharacterized. The record is from RefSeq and is a predicted model, not a curated record. Lineage: Eukaryota; Viridiplantae; Chlorophyta; Chlorophyceae; Chlamydomonadales; Volvocaceae. The transcript has 28 exons. Bases 1 to 10113 code for a protein of 3370 amino acids.
AUGGCUGGGAGCCCUCAGCUCGACGUCUGGUGGACAGACCUAUUAGGUCAGACCGAACUGUCCGAGGACAUGCAGAUGUACGCGAUGAUGGCCCAAACAUCACUUCAGCACUUAUCGGGGAGCUCCUCGACCUCGUGCACGGCAGUGUCGUGUACAACCCUGACCUUGGGCUUCUGCUGCUGGAGAAGCUUCAACUCUGCCUGGAAACUGACGGUUCCGGAGCAACAGCUGCAGCUGCUGGUUCAGGCGGGGCACACGGUCUGGGGGCCCACGAUUGCCGACCUGCCCCUGGCUGCGUGUGUGUACAGCGCCAGCCCAGUGGCUUGUGGGAGAGCGGCUCUGGAGACCGUAGUGGCCGUGACCAGGGGCAGUAGCCUGAAGCAGCUCGCCUCGUGGUUCUCGGCCUACAGCGCCGGCGACCUCCCCCUCGUCACCAAGUGGCUCUUGGAGGCCGCAAUGGGAUGGUUGGCGGCGCCGCUGGGGAUGGGGCGCGAGCUGGCGGAGGCGGAGUACGACACAGGUGAUUGUGGCGACGGCGUCGGCGUCGCGGGCGUUACAGCCGGGCAUCCGCCGCCGGAGCUGCCAUGUUCGCGAGUACGUUGCGGCGCAGUUUUGUUGACUGCGUUGGCUUGGAGCUGUCCCGCGCUAGCCCGGGGUGUGCUGGCGGAGGUGUUAGAUCGGCUGGGGGGAGCGGAGGACUAUGGGCCCGAGGGUGAGGGCGCGGGCGAGGAGGACGCGCAGGAGGACGUGGGCGAUGCCGGAGCCCUGGAUGCACAUGGUGGGGAAGAGGAGGAGGUGAUGCGUUAUGGUGAUGCCGUUGGAGCCCGCGGCGGCAGUGGUGGCCGUGACGGGGAGGACAGCCCCAUGUGGGCGGUACUUGAAGCCCUGACGAGCGACGUGGUCCGAGUGCUUGCCGUACGGGACCGACUUCGGGCGUUACAGGCCGCAGCCGUUGGCGGCGGUUCAGAGGCGGCGGCGGUGAGCGGUGGCGGCAACGCAGGUUACGGGGACCCCUGUGACGGCGGUGAGCCCCACUCGCCGCCGCCGUCGGGCGCGGCGUGCUUUGACUUUGUUGACCCUAACGAGGCCUUACGGCUGGUUUCGGGGCUGUGCGGUGAUGACAUGGACCUGUACGAUCAUCUCCUGUGCCAAUCCCUGGAGCUACUGCAUCUGCUGCAGCAUCACGCGGCCUACGUGACUAACAUGCAGUCUGCAGCAGCUGUACGAUUCGUACGACUCCUGGCGCCGCUGCUGCCGUACAGUGAAGACCUUGCAGAGGCGCUGCUGCUGGAUGCUGCAAACGUGGCGUGCGAGGCGGCAGCCGCCGCCGCCGGGGAGGACGCUGCGGCGGCAGCCGCCGCCGCCGCCGCUCUAGCUACCGCGUCCCGUUGUGGCGGUGGCGCCGCCGCUCACGCGUCGUCGCCGGCGGCGGCACAUGUAGACACCGGCGCGCCGUCAGCCGUUCGCCGGCGUUCACGGCUUGCCGUCACGACGGCUGCUGCGGCUGCGACGGGUCCGGGAUCUUGCUGCAGCGCGGGCGGGGGCAGUGCCAGCGUCGCCACGAUCAUGACCCCUCCGCCUACUACGUGCGUCGUCCGAGACCUCGGCCUGGCUGCUGCCCCUCUUACGCAGCCGGACUCCAGGGGGAGGCGGCGAAGGAGGGGACAGGGGGAGCUCGCCGGCGGUGACCUCAGCGGUGCUGGCUUUGGUGAGGACGGUGACGGCGCCACCAGCGCCCUCGUCUCCUCUUGCAGCCUCUUUGGCUCCACCGCCGGGUGUACGGCAGCUGGAUCAGGAGCGGCGGUGCCGGACAGCGCCCUGCCGUCAGUGGUGGCGGUGGCGCUGGAGGUGCUGUGCGCCGUCGUAGUGUACGGCAGGCAGCUGCCCGAGGGUUUUGCGCCGUUGGCCUCCAGAUUGCUGGAGGGGCUGAUGCGUCUAGCCGCCCGUCGCAGUCCCCUCCUGGUGGAGAAGGGCUCCGACCCGCGGGUCGGUCCCGCCACUGGUCUCACGAGGAGGUUCUUGCACGGCGGAACUCCAGCAGUAGCAGCAGGAGGAGGAGGAGGCGGUCCUGGCGGAGCUUUGGGAGGGGGUCUGCUCGCGGCGCCGUCAGCUCCGGAACUGGUUUCCGCGGUCGUACUCGCCCGGCUGGCGGCAGCCGUAGUGGAGGGCUCAGGCGCCGCCGCCGGCCCCGGCAAGGGCGGUACUGACAUGCGCGCGCUUUGCAUCGCCGGCCUGGAAGCGGCGCUGCUGCGCGUGUGUUCGUCCCCCAAUGCCGACGGCGACGGCGACGAGGAGCUAUUAUUAUCUAGGAGCCCUGUAAGGCUGCGCGGUGACGGCGCCAAUGGCGGAGAUCUAGCCAAUCCGGUCCGAACAGCCGACGGCGACGCGCCGGCUUCGGCUGUCGUACUGCCUGGUGUGGCAGUCCUCUCGUACGGCUUCCACCAUCCGGAGCUGCGGUGGUGGCGGCGGCGGCGGCGGCGGGGGCGGCGGCUCCACGCCCGUGGCCCCCCGCCGGUCGUUGUGGCGUGUCGUCGGGGAGCCGGUCGGGGGUUCGUGUAUGGCCCUCCGUCGUCCGCACCUGUCCACUGCGAGGCGUGGUGGAGCUGUGACGCGGGCUGGGCGGGAGCCCGAGGUGGCCCUUGCGGCGGCGCCGAUUGCGGCGUUGAUAAGAUGCUUUGGAAAGGCAAGGCGGGGGAGUUGCGGAAUAAUGUUCAGAUUCGUGACGGACCCUGUGACGUGACGGGGUGUGACGUGACGGAUAUCAUGGGGGAACAUGUGAUGGCACUGGCCGCCGUCGACUGGCGUGGCAACUGGAGCAGCCCCACGGGUACCCCGUACGACGGUGAUGCCGUACUCCACCAACCGAACCGAACCCAGAGCUGCGCCUUGCUCGGCACGCUGGACGAGCACGUGGCCGUGCUGGCCGAGCUUCUCGUACUGGCAGUCUUCGGAGAUGAUGGCCCCGCCGCCGCUUGCAUGGGCGGCAGCAGCAGCUCUGUCGCUGCCGCUGCCGCUGCCAAGGGGGGCAGUGUUGACGGGGAGACGGCCGCCGCCGCCAGCAUGGGCGGCAGCAGGUGGCCCCCACGGGGCGGUGCGCCAUUCCAGUGGCAGCAGCCGGGGGGGCAGCAGCCGGGGGAGCAGCAGCAGCCGGAGGAGGAGGAGGAGGAGGAGGGAAACCGCACCGCAGCAGAGGCCUCAGCUUUGUUGCAGCUGCGCAUGCAGCGGACCGACCUUGACUGUCCCUUCCGGGCCUUUCGCGACGUCAUGGUAACAAACACUGUGGUGUUGCGGCGUGAUGUGGUCCUUGCGGCGCUGCUGGAGCUCUUCGCAGCCGCUCCCGAGCCGCUGGGUCUGGCUGUGAUGCGGGCGGCACAGCCCAUCAUGCCACCACAGCCACAGCCGCCUCUCCAGCCGGGACGUCAGCCGCCCAGCCAACAGGGGGUACAGGCGGCCGCGCAGCCAGGAGGAGGAGGAGGAGGAGGUGAGGCAGCGCCGGCGGCGGCGGCGGAUAGCCUAGGCGGCGCAGGGCGGCGCAGUCCCCCAUGGGACGACCCCUACCACCACCAGCGGCAGCAGCAGCAGCAGCUGCAGCGGCAUGAGCGCCUCCGUCAGGAGGUCUCCUCACUCCCAGGAGGAGGGGGGCGGUCCAGGGAACCCAGUUACAGCGGCGGCGCCUGGUGUUUAAAUAAUGCCGUACAGCCGUACAAUGACCACCGUAGUGGGGUGCCAGUCGCUGCACAAGCGUCUGGCAGCCGUACGGCACCCGGCGCCGACGGGGAAACACCCAUGGUUGGUACGGAUGCAGGUACGGACUCGGUCACCAUGUUGGCGGCUACUGCGAAUGCUUUGGACUGCAUCUUAGCGCCGCCUAGCUGCCACCUGGCGGAUGACGUCAGGGACGGCGUGGCUGCGGACGACCGACUGACGGCAGCACAGAAUGCCGUACGGGCGGCCGUACACCUCGCAUGCGCAUGCCGUACACCUAAGCAUGCCAAUCGGGGUGCGACGUCACCGUGGCGGGACGUCAGCCGCCCUGACGUCAACGGUAGCCAGUACGGCAUCGACAGCAGCGGCGGCGGGGGCGCUGAUGACCGAAAUCGUGCAGUGGCGGCGGCCUUUGCGGCCCUCCUGUCAUGCCACAGCGCGCUUGAAGACGCGUUGAGGAAACCGUCGGCGGAACCUUCAACAGCGGAACCACUUGCUCUACCGCCGCCGGCGCUGACGUCACUGGCGGCGGCGGCGCCGUCCCCGCCGAAGCCUCUCAGGCCGGCGGCGACGGUAGCUCGGAUUCCUGCACCUGUGGCCGCAGGGCCCUCCAGCACCCCGUCAGCUGCGGGGGGACUCCCGGACACCCACCUGACUGAAGGGCCUUAUUGCGGCGGCAUAGUGCAGGCCGGUACGACACUGGGCUGCAAAACUCCGUCAGCGGGAACGGGAACUGGUGGGCCCGCUGGUUUCGGAGCAAGCCUGGCAGGCGCUGGGCCGGCCGCCAACCGCUGCCUUGGUGGCGGUGGUAGCGGCGGAUGCAGAGGCGCCGGCGGCGGGGGGUUCUUCGUAAUGCGGCGGCCGCUGCAGCAGCAGCAGCAGCUGGACACGGGGCUUCCUUCCGAGACCGGAGGAGUGGUGGGUGCCACGCCGCGAUCGCACAUGCCGCCCCCACCGCCACCAUCAGCAGGAGCAGCAGCGGCAGCAAUGUGUACAGCUUUUGGUGCCGCCCCCGCAGCGGCCCCGCCAACAGCCACGGCAGUGGCUCCGCCGCCGCCGCCGCCACUGCCCACUGUGGACACCUGGCCGGUCUCCCUGGAGGCGAGUACAGCGCUGCUGCAGCAGCUUACGGGGCUGCCGAGGGCGGCGGCGCCGCUGGCCCUGUCGCAGGCGUCCCAAACGAAGCGCUGGCAGCUCAUCGCGUACGGCGCGGGCUUGGCGAAGCGUACGGUAGCUACCGGCGCAGCCGCCACCGCUGGGGUGCCUGGUCGGCGGCCGCCGCCGCCAGCAAGGGUGGCAGUACCUGACAGCGCCGUCGACGCAUCCUGCCGCCGCGGCCCUGCCACUUCGCUGUCCCUCCUGGAUUUGUCUUCGCUCGGCCGGGCGGCCGUGGAUGUGGCUGUGGAGGCCCGGGGUGUGUGGGCUGGUGCCUGCUUGCCGGGGGAGACCCCCAGCUGCAGCACCACCUUCAGCCGGGGGGACAUAACGGCGACAGCCAGGGCCGCCAGGGCCGGGAGCUCAAGAAAGGGGGAGCUAAAGAAGCCGCACCCGGAAUUCCCACCGGCAGCGGCACCGGCAGCGGCCGCACCUUGCGGCCCUGGACAACAAGCGGAGGGCCAGGGAGGGGCAUCACCCGCUACUGCUACUGCUACUAAUGCGGCUGCUGCUACUGCCGCGGCUGCCGGGGCAGGGCGGACCGGGAACCCAGUCGCCUCGCCGUCGGCUCCCUGUGGGGCUCGCGUCGCUCCGCUGGGAGUACCGCCGCCGCCGCCGCCGCCACGACUGCUGGCGGAGGCGCAUCGUGAUGUUGCUGCGGGUGCUACUCCUGCUGCGGGUGCUACGGAGGGGCCCGAUGACGGCGGGGUUGGAGGGGGCCUGCACGGCCGGGGCGGGGCGGCUCGAAGAGGACAUGUGGGAGGUGACGCAACAGCAACAGCAAUAGCAGCUCCAGCGGCAGCGGCAGCGGCGGGCGGGGUGGUCGGCACGGGAGGACUUGGACGAGCGCCAGUCAGUUCGCCGCGGACUGUCAGUCCACGGGCUGAUCCUGGACCCCCCCCUGACCCCAUGAUGCGAUACGACGACGGCGAGAGUGGGCUGCUUCCUACCAACACCGCCAACAACGUCGACAUCAAUAGCAGCAGCCAUAUCGGUGUCAACACCAACACCAACACCAAGGCCAAGAAGCCGAAUCGCGCCCUCGCGGAUCUCCAAGCCAGCCUGGCCUGCUUCACCAGGUUUGUGGACACCAGCACCGGCCUCGCGGCUCUGGAGGGGGCCGACGGCGGCGGCGGCGGCAGUAGCACCCCAAGUGAUGCGAGGAGGAGGAGGAGCUCGCGGCGCUCCUGCGCGGGGGCCCCAGGCACCACCUGCGGCAUUGCUGAUGCCAGCAGCGGCGGUUGUCGUACUGGUGACGGUGCUGGCGUCGGCGGAGGCGUGGCAGCGCCUUGCAUUACCCCCUCCACACGCCGGCGGCAGCACUCGCCCCGAAACCCGCACCAAGACAACCAACAACAGAAACCACCACAACCACAGCAGCAGCAGCAGCAGCAGCCAGGAGGGGGAGGGGGGUCGCACAGGGAGGCGGAGGCGGAGGAGGAGGGGGGAGAUCACGCAGUGCAAACCAGGCGCGCUCGCAACGCAAAGCAGGGUCAGGAGCAGCGCGCUGCCGUACAAAUCCGUACUGCACCGGCAGAUAAGGGAUUAUCCGCCGCCGGCGGCCGGAAAGACGUCGGCAUCUCCGCCGCCGCCGUUGAACCCGCUGCCUGUGUUGCUUGCGGGUGCGCUCCUCCGCCUGGUAAGGCAGCUCCCUCCCUGGCGCCAAUCGCCCUGGCGGCGGCGGCGGACGCGGAGGCUACCGGCGGGGCUGCAGCGGCGCUGCGUUGGCGCUGUGUCGAGACGGCUGCUGCCGCUGUGCAGGCACAUGCGGAAGCGCUACAGCUGCUGGUGUCUAUCGUUCGUACAAUAGUAAUGCGGCUGCCGUCGGGUUCGACGACGUCGAUCAGCUGCAAAGGCCCCUCGGUGGUGGCGGCGGCGGCGGCGGCGGACCUCGCCCGUGAAUGCUCCAUGCUGCGGCUGCCAGCAGCGGCGGCCUCUACCGGCGGCACCGAUGGCGCUGCAGGAGGCGGCAACGGCGGCAGCGGGCUAGCUACCGCCGCCACCAUCACCGCCACUACCACCGCCGGCAGCUGCAGCUCCUCCUCCCCCUUGUCCUUGUUGUGGCAAUUGCUAUUGGAGCGGUUGUACCCUCCGCCAGUCGCAGAAGCAGUCCUGCGGGCCGGAAUGCUUGCCGUACAUCCGAACCUGGGGCCCAAAGUGCUGCGGCAGGUGCGUACGGCGGCGAACGAGCAGCCGCCGGCGCUGGUGUUGCUAUGUCUGCUAGACGAGGCUAGGAGGAUAAUGCUGUCGCGGCGGGGUGCGGAGCGGGCGGUGUCGCUGACGGAGCUGACGACGGCAGCGCCGCACCGGCCGCCGCCGCCGCCAUCAUCGCGGCGGUCCUUGCCACGGCGGCCCCAGCAGCCGUCCUCCGGCACCACCACUGGGGUUGAGCCUCCGCCGGCAUCUGCCGCUGCAGCGCCACCCCCUGACACCGGCGCCGCCGCAGUGGUGGAUGCGCUGGCGCGGACCAGUCGGCGCUGGCGCAUCUGCCCAUACGUACGGCAAGCCGCCUGCACCGUCACCAGCAUACGUAUGCUGGCAGCGGAAAGGUGCCGUACCGCGAUGGGGGCCACCUGCGGCAGCGGAGCAGGCGGUCUUCCAGCCGUACACGUGGCGCAAGUGCUGCUGGAGCUGUCGUCGGCGGUCCUUCCGGCGGUGGCGGCGGCGGCCGCUGACGUGGCGACGGCCAGCAGUGGGGUAUCCGCUGGCGGCGGCGGAGGUGGCGGAAGUGGCGGCAGCAAGUUCGAGGAGGCCGAGCUGCACGUGGAGGAGCUUCCGAACGCAGUGGCCGUGGCGCUGGGCUGUUGCAUGCAAGCUGCCGCGCUGCUACUGCCGCCGUCGGGUAUUAGCUCGUCCCACGCAGGGGCGGCAGCAGACGCAGCUAUCCCCGCCGGCGAUGCUCCGCCGCCGGGGCAGUUAGUGGUGGCGGCGGCGGGCGGCCGACCGACCACCUCCGGGCCGGGGGCGGUUGGGGCGGUUGGGGGCGGCUGUCCGCCCAACAAGAGGCAGCCGGGUCCGGUCCAGGGGUGGCGGCAGGAGGACGAGCAGGACGGGGAGCGGCGGAGGCUGCUGGUGGUGGCGGCGAGGCAGCUGAGAGCCGUGGCUAAGGCGAGACGAGGGAGAGGGCAGGGACACCACACGGCGACACCACAUACACAGGACCGGCGGACAGCGGACGGCAGACAGCAGACGGUGACACCCGCGACAACCGCUGCCGCUGCCGCUGCCCACGACGCCGACGCCGACGCAGCAGCCGCCCCCUGGUUGCAGCCUCCCUCCUCCCCUUCCUCGGCGGCUGCCGUACUGAGCGACUCGGUGGUUUCGGAUCUGUGUCUGACUGUGUCUCUGUGGCAGUACCACUGGAAGGACUUGGACGAGCUGAUUGAGCAGUUGCUCAGCUCCCGCUCCUCCCGCUCCCUCCGGGAGCUCGGAGGCGCUCUGGGGCUGACUGCCGCGGUCUCUCAGGCCGCCGGCGUCCUGCCGCUGUUGGGUUUCCUUAUUCGCGGUCGGGAGCAGGUGCGCGGAGGGGGAGGGGGAGGUCGCAGGGGGCUCCGGGGCCAGAUGUCGCCGAGCUCCUGCUCGCCCUCCCCGACCUCGCCCUCCCCGACCUACCUGCCGCCGUCACCGUCACCGAUGUCGGUCAUGUGCUGCGAGAUGGUGACGACUUCGCCGCCGCCGGGUUCAUCGCCAUCGCUGGGGCGAGCAACGGCCGCUGUCGGCAGCGGACGGUUCGGCAGCCUGCCGCCAACAGCAGCAGCAACAACAACCGGUGGGAUGGACUCGGCCGCGCCGCCGCUGGCCCCGGGUAGUGCGAGUGGUUGUGUGUGGCCAUCGGCUGGCAUGGCCCGAGGUGGAGACGGUGACGGCCGCGGCGGCGGCUACCCGCAGGAUCCCAUUCCGCAUGAGCCACUGUUCCUGCUGCUGGGGCACCUGAGCGAUGAUAGCGAUGAUGAUGAUAGCGAUACAGGCGGUGAAGAGGAGGAGGAGGAGGAGCAGGAGGAGGAGAGGGAGCAGGUUGUGCAGGAGGAAGAGAGGGAGGAGGAGGACGAGGAGGGUCCUGGUGACCGCGAUGGCGGCGGCGAUGGCGGCGGCGGCGGCGGCGGCGGCGGGGAGCGUCACCCGGAGUGCCGAAGUGGCGCCGCCGGGGCCGUCGAGGACGACACCCAGCGCGGUUACCAGGUCGGGGAGAUGAUGGGUCCUCCGGGGGGGGAUCGCGGGGUUGCCGGCGGCCGAUACUGCCAUAUGGCCGCGGGGGGCCGAAGGAGCGAACGCGGACGGCGCAAUGCGGGCGGCGGGGCCAUACGAGCACUGGGACAUACGCAGCAGCCCAAUGCGGCGGCGGCGGUAGCGGUGACUGCUGCUGCUGCUCCUGCUGGUCCUGCUGCUUAUGAAGGCAAUGCUGCCGCCGCUCCAUCGGCGGUGUUGGAGCACAAGGGCCGUCCCCCGAUUGGACGGAGACCCGCUCCACCACCACCACCACCACCACCACCACCACCACCACUGGAGCAGUGUCAGCAGAAAGCCCAUGUGCACCCCCCGCCCGCACAGCAGCCACAGACACAGGGCCAGGACCAGGGCCAGGACCAGGCACGGCAGCAGCCGCCCCAGUCGGCGUCACGAAGCAGGAAGCGGCCCCGGCCUAAGGACAACGCCGGCUACGGCCACCAACACUGCUCGAGGCUUAACAACCUCGCGGCAGUUCAGCGCACACACACAUCGUCAACAUCCUCAUUCUCAUCCCGUGACAUUGAGCGCAACCGCCACUGCCAUUGCCGGCCCCACCACCACCGUCACCACUGGCGCCACCAUGUCGCUGUCCGCCGUGGCGGUGGUGGCGGCGGCGGUGGCUCUGACGGUGACGACUGGUCCGACUUGGAGGACUUCAUCGUGUGCCAGCCGGAGAGGGACUACGGGGCACUGCUCGCAAAGAAGUACUACUACGCGGCGGACGAGAUGGACGAGCUGCAGGACGAGCAACAGGACGAGGAGGGGGUAUUUGCGGCUCGGGGGAGGUCCAUGUUGACGAGGAUGACGCGCAUAUGCACCGCUGAUUGGCUGGCUGGUGGCUGGACGAGGCGGGCUUUGCAAAGCCCGCAAGAGUCCGUCCAAAAGCUGACUGGAGUAAGUAGGCUCGAGGGUGUCCACAUCACCCCACCAUCCUUACCGACACACUUGGGCGCGCAGGGCAACCCCGCCGGCCCGACACACGGCAGCCCAGGCAGCAGCCGGGUGAUUGCCUGUCACGAGGUUUAG